Molecule: messenger RNA, 906 nt
Organism: Drosophila teissieri
Lineage: Eukaryota; Metazoa; Arthropoda; Insecta; Diptera; Drosophilidae
Gene: Dnaaf6
Product: dynein axonemal assembly factor 6
Exons: 3
Coding region: 171-803 (210 amino acids)
Biological process (GO): axonemal dynein complex assembly
Cellular component (GO): cytoplasm
Molecular function (GO): dynein intermediate chain binding; protein-folding chaperone binding
Source: RefSeq, a predicted model, not a curated record
GUGAAGCUUAGGUAACAAACGGGGCUGUCGAUUUUUCCCAUUCAGUCGAGUUCACCCCAGCAGUGCUCAACCUGUCGAAAAGCUAAAGCUAAAAAUUUGUUUAUAAGCUGUGAAAAAGUGUGAAAGAGUCAUUGAUUAUCCAUCGAGUGUCUUCAGUGCGCCUUGAGAAAAUGUCGAUCUUUCAACAUCCCGAACAGCUGAGAAUGCUGCAGGACCUGCUGAAUCCCAAUCAGCGAAGAGGCGGCAUUGACUACAGCAGCAGUGAGGACGAGGAGGAGUCCAUGGUCGUCCACAAGCUGAAUCCUGGUGGAAUUGGACGUCCCAAGACGGAAGAUGCCGCCACUAAGGCUAAGAAGAAAAAGAAGCCCAAUCCUUUGUGUACUCCCUUGGUGGAGGAGGAGAAAAAGCAGCCAGAGAGUCUGGAAGAAUGGCAGGAUCGCCAGGAGAAGGAGGACAAUGAUAUACUCGAAACGCGGAAGACUCCCGAAUAUACGAUGACCUAUCGCCAAGCAGUGGGCACCGAGGAUGUCUUCUUGCAGAUGGGCAAUCGCACUGGAUCCUCGGCCAGCUGUGAGGACCUCAUUGUGGAGGUUUCCCUGCCGGACGAGGAGAUGACUGCCGACAAGAUGUCGCUCAGCUUGCAGGAAACCGAAUUGGAUUUGGGCACAUGUCUGUACCGCUUGCGAUUGCCGCUUCCCCAUCCCGUGAAUGUAGAUCGCUGUCAUGCGAAAUACGAUAGUGAGCUGAAGAAACUGCGGCUCACUCUGCGCCUGCAGCGGGAGCUAGACUACGUCAAUUUCUAAAAAUUAAUUAAAUAUUUCAUUUAUAAUUGCUUUCACAUUACACUUUACACACACACAGCAUAAGAGUGUAAAAUUAAAGUUCCAAAAUUGCAACGUGUCAAAA